This is a messenger RNA of Prunus avium (sweet cherry), 2639 nucleotides long. RefSeq names its product cyclic nucleotide-gated ion channel 1-like. Gene Ontology annotation, cellular component: membrane. Gene Ontology annotation, molecular function: monoatomic ion channel activity. The record is from RefSeq and is a predicted model, not a curated record. Lineage: Eukaryota; Viridiplantae; Streptophyta; Magnoliopsida; Rosales; Rosaceae. Gene Ontology annotation, biological process: monoatomic ion transport; transmembrane transport.
AGACUCAAGCCUCGAGUCUUGAGAUUCUUAAUGGAAAUGUAGUGGUUGGUAAGUGAGAACUUGAGAUGAUAUUAUUCCACCGUAGAAUUUUCGUCCAAACGAGUACCUGGUCAAAUUUGCUAGCUAGCUGCUGCUGCUUCAUCAUCAUGUGUAUAUUAGCCAGCUUCAAUUUCUGCCACUCAAUCUCAAAUGCCCCUUCUCUCUGCUCCACCCUGUGUAAAUGAAAAAUUGACUCACUCACUCAGUGUGUCACUGCUGUAAGCUAAGCUUCCAUUCAGGUUUAUCCACACUCGCUGUUGUACAUUGAAUAUGGAUAAUUCUCUAACAAUAUAAGUUUGCAAAAGCCAUCAUUCACAACUUUGUGAUAUCAUCCUUUACGAAGUAAGCUCCUUAUUUUAAGAAUAAUGGCUGGCAGCGAAGUAGCUUUAGAUGUGGAGAAUUCGAUAGUGAAAACUGAGAGAUUGGUUAUAGAUCAUUGGAAAUCAAUGACUGCCAAGGGGAAAUCUGCCCCAAAAGAUAAAGGAAAUAGAUCGAGUAGAAAAUGGUCAACAAUAUUAAAAGAAAUUUUUGAUCCACAGGGGAGAUUCUAUCCAAUAUGGAUUAAGGUAUUUGUAAUAUCAUGUGUGUUUGCUGUCUCACUGGACCCUUUGUUCUUUUACAUUCCGAUCGUCAACGAGGAUAUGAAGUGCCUCAUAUUGGACAAAAAUUUGAAGGCAAUAGCUCUUUCCUUUAGAUCAUUAACAGAUCGCUUCUACAUAGUCGACAUUAUUUUUCAGAUUUUAAUUUCUUUACCUACACCUAAGUCGCCUGGGGACGCUAGGGUCACAAAAAAACACAAGGAAGCCCCUGUGAAAGGAAACAAACCAGUUAAGGAUGCUUUGGUAAUCGCUAACAGGAUUUUUCGAUCAUACAUUCUAGUUGACAUUUUAGCUGCCCUUCCCAUCCCACAGGUAGUAAUCUUCAUUUUCUUUUCAAAAACAAGGGCCUCAAGAUCUUUGAAAACAAGGAAGCUCUUAAACUCUCUCCUUGUGCUGCAAUAUGUGCCACGGGUUCUUCGCAUCUUCUUAUUGUGCCAUGAACGACAUUUGGUUCCUAGAAAUGCAGGCAUAUGGGUUAAAGGUGUUUUCAAUUUCUUUCUCUACAUCCUUGCUAGUCAUGUACUCGGAGCUCUAUGGUAUUUUUUGACUAUUCAAAGAGAGACAGAUUGCUGGCAAUAUGCUUGCAAAAUUGAAAAUGGAUGUGAGCUGACUUCUUUCGAUUGUGAUGAUCACCAUACAUUCAGAAAUAUCACGUUACUAAAUGAGUUAUGUCCUGUAAAUCAACCAAAUACAACCCUCUUUGAUUUUGGUAUAUUUGCUGCUGCCCUUCAGUCUGGUAUGUUGCGGUCAACAGAUUUUCCACAAAAGUUCAUGAUUUGUUUUUGGUGGGGGCUGCGAAAUCUGAGUUCUCUUGGUCAAAACCUCCAGACCAGUACCUAUGCAUGGGAAAACCUCUUUGCUGUUUUUGUUUCUAUAAUUGGCUUGCUGUUAUUCUUGUAUCUCAUUGGGAAUUUGCAGACGUAUUUGCAGUUUGCAACUACAAGAUCAGAAAAGCUUAGACAGAAGCUGAAAACGAAAGAUCUAGAGAUAGAUUUGUGGCUAUCUAGAAAGGGCCUUCCUAAGAAUUUGAAGGAAGUGAUCAUGCAAGUCGUUCAACAAAAACUUGAACAAAAUAAAGAUGUUCAGGUAGAGAACAUCCUCUCUGUUCUUCCAUUGGAACAUAGCAACUUUAUCAGGCGUUAUCUUCGUUUGGCUACACUUAAGAAUGUUCGAAUUCUUAAAGCUAUGGAUGAAAAACUGUUGAAAGCAAUCUGUGAACAUCUCAUACCAAUCAACUACAAUGAGAACAAGGAUAUUAUUGGAGAGGGGGACCAACUUGAUAGGAUGCUUUUCAUCAGACAAGGCAUUGUACGGACGUACAGAACAAAUGGCAAAGGUGGAAAGAUUGGUACUUCUAAGCUUCUGGAGAAGGGUGAUUUGUAUGGAGGAGAGCUUCUAAAUUGGGCAUCAAAUCAAAUUACGUCUCAUACUGUCUUACCCAUCUCGACCAGAAAUGUCAAGUCUGUAAGCAAAGUUGAGGCCUUUACACUCAUGGCCGGGGACUUGGAGUUGGUAAUCACUAAAUUCUGGUGGCAUUUCACCAAGGACAAGGAGCUCAACCAAUUUAUCGAGCCUCAGUUGGAGCAGCUGAAGAAGCUCGCAAUUUCUUCAAUAGAAAGAGAAGUCCAUCGCAUUAAUCAAGCAAAGAUGAAUAAGCAGCAGCAUACACCCCCAUUGGCUGGUGAAGGUAGUGGUGGUAGUAGCACCUGGAGACAAAGAGUAAAUGUCAGCAAGCUCAGGGAUCAGGUAUCUUCCCCAAGGAGCCCCCUUGGUGCUCCAUGUUAAGGAGAUUCGACGGUGCACAAAAGCUCUUGAACCAUCACGAUUCACAAAAUGUGAGAUACUGAGUCCUAACACUUCAACUAGGACAAAACCAAUCAGCUGAUGAUUAACAUUGAUUGAUACUACUGUUGCUGUAGAAACUUUGAUUAAACAUUUGCAACCAAUAUAUUAUAUACUAAUUAAUGAAUACUGCAUGCCCAUCUCCCUCUUUCUGAUAAA